AAAAAGAAUGAAAGAAACAGUUAUCAGCUGGACAGUUAGAAAGAAGUAAGAUGGUGAUGGCGUUGAGCUCUCUGCGGCAGAUGAACUCCUCUCCAGCCCACAGUGCCACCCCUUCCUUAAAUUCUACACGGAAUAAGAGUCUCCUUUCAAGAAGAAGGACAAUAGUAUUUUGUCCAAGCGUUUUAUUGGCUUCCUUGAGCAGUUUUAGCAAUCCCAGUUCCUCCCCGCUUUCAUUUCACCUUGCACUUGCCCAGCAGCAGCAACUAGAUGAACUACAGCAAGAAGAAGACCGACUCAUGCGUCUCUUCCAGGAGACAUCACCCUCUGUUGUUUUCAUUAAAGACCUUGAAAUAGUUAGAAGUCCCAAGAACUCUUCCGGUGACAUUAAUCUCAUUGAGGAUGAAAAUGCAAAAGUUGAAGGGACAGGUUCUGGCUUCAUCUGGGAUAAGUUUGGUCACAUUGUCACAAACUACCACGUUGUAGCUAAAUUGGCUACAGAUGCGAACGGAUUACACCGUUGCAAGGUUUAUCUAGUAGAUGCUAGAGGCAAUGGCUUUUACAGGGAGGCCAAGAUUGUUGGUGUUGAUCCAGCUUAUGAUCUGGCUGUCCUUAAGGUUGAUGUUGAAGGGUAUGAUUUAAAGCCUGUUGUUCUUGGCAUGUCUCAAAAUUUACAUGUGGGUCAAAGCUGCUUUGCCAUUGGAAAUCCUUAUGGAUAUGAGAACACUCUGACAACUGGGGUUGUCAGUGGAUUAGGAAGGGAGAUACCUUCACCAAAUGGAAGGGCUAUUAAAGGAGCUAUUCAAACAGAUGCUGCUAUUAAUGCAGGUAAUUCAGGUGGGCCAUUAAUUGAUUCACAUGGCCAUGUUAUUGGAGUUAAUACAGCAACUUUUACUCGCAAAGGGUCAGGAUUAUCAUCUGGUGUUAACUUUGCAGUACCAAUCGACACUGUUGUUCGAACUGUACCUUACCUCAUUGUGUAUGGAACAUCUUACAAAGACAGGUUUUGAUCAUGUUUGUCAAUUAUAUCAAGCAAAUGCUUCAGGUGGCCCUUGAGUUUGGCUUCUUACAGAAAAGAUCCUGGCGUAAAAAUUCAUUACCUUAGAUAAUUUGGAAAGAAGCUCCAAGGCUCAAUAGGAACUAGUUAUAAUUUUCUUUUUUGUAAUUAGAUAAAGCUUUAGUGGCAAGUUUCUGCAACCCAAAGUUUACAUCCUUCACCAAUUUUGGCCUAAUUUAAUUGUCACAUAAUGUGGCCUUUAGGCAUUGCAAAGAAUCAUAGCAAGUUGAUGAACUGCAAAGAAAACAAAAAAUUUCUCGCUGGCUAUUUUGGGAUGGGUGCGGGGAUGAUUGCUUGUCAACCGGCCUCCCUCCCCUCUCAAUCGAAGAAUUGAGAGAUACGUAUGGUGAGACCUAAAGCUAGUCUUGUUACCAAAGGCUUUACUCAAGUUGCAAGUGCUGAUUAUUUUGA
Molecule: messenger RNA, 1465 nt
Organism: Alnus glutinosa
Lineage: Eukaryota; Viridiplantae; Streptophyta; Magnoliopsida; Fagales; Betulaceae
Product: protease Do-like 5, chloroplastic
Exons: 8
Coding region: 51-1007 (318 amino acids)
Biological process (GO): proteolysis
Molecular function (GO): serine-type endopeptidase activity
Source: RefSeq, a predicted model, not a curated record